Eurytemora carolleeae is the source of this 1620-nucleotide messenger RNA. RefSeq names its product GPN-loop GTPase 2. Gene Ontology annotation, molecular function: GTPase activity. Bases 415 to 1245 code for a protein of 276 amino acids. NCBI's taxonomy places the organism in Eukaryota, Metazoa, Arthropoda, Copepoda, Calanoida, Temoridae. Gene Ontology annotation, cellular component: cytoplasm. The record is from RefSeq and is a predicted model, not a curated record. The transcript is spliced from 13 exons.
ACCUACUAUUCCGUCGUAUAGGAUAUUUAUUGUUUAGAAGGUCCAGGGCCCAAACACUCGAUCCUUCGGAAGGUUAAUCCAGGGUCUACACACCGAUCUUGUCAUUACAGAAUUUAGCAACAAAACUCUCCUUGUUCUAACACAACUCAGGAAACUAGGAACAGUUGUUGAGAUAUCUAAAGAUACAGUUAGGAACGCUGUCGAGGGUUCAAGCGGAAGAAGCGUCUACACUGUAAAUACUUUACUUGGUGCUGAAAGUGAAGAAAUCCUAUUGUUUUCUCGAAUACUGGCCGAGCAGCUGAAGCUAACUAAACCGGUUUUACUCACCCUAGCGGUCAAACAGCUGGAUCACGACAAAACAAGAGAAUUGGUGAAGUUUGUUGUUGAAAAGUUUAACAACUAAAAUUGUUAAGCAUGGAUCAAACAAGAUUUGGACAAAUUGUUAUAGGCCCCCCUGGCUCUGGUAAAACUACCUAUGUCGGUAGUAUGGCGGAACUAUUACGAAACCUUGGAAGAAAAGUUGCAAUUAUUAAUUUAGAUCCGGCGAAUGAGAAUGUAGAAUACAAAGCAGAUAUCGACAUAUCAGACCUUAUUCAAUUAGAGGAGGUUAUGGAUAGUGUAAAACUGGGACCCAAUGGAGGGCUGAUUUAUUGUAUGGAGUUCUUGAGGGAAAACUUCAGUUGGUUGAUGGAUCGAAUAGAACAAUUGGCUUCAAAUUCCUACCUUCUGAUUGACUGUCCGGGACAAGUUGAACUUUUCACAACAAAUACUGCAGUACGGGAUAUCAUUGGAAGACUUGUGAAGAAGGAUGUACGGUUAGCUGCUGUACAUCUGGUGGAUGCACACUACUGCUCAGACCCCGGCAAAUUUAUCUCAGGAACUUUUGUUCUAGAUCUUGAGUAUCUGCUGGAUUGUAUUCCUGAGGAUAAUUUCACCAAGAAGUAUCGAGCUCUGAACCAUGCAAUGGUGGGACUUAUCUCGGAUUACAGCCUAGUAAACUAUGUUCCAGUAACAGUUAAGAGUAAGGAAAGAAUGCUCGCAGCUUCAAAUCUUGUGGAUAAAGCAAAUGGAUACGUGUUUGGAACUGGAGAGGAGAGGAAUCUGAAGAACCUGAUGGGAUCUGCUCUAGGAGGAGCGGACUUCGAGUGGGCUAAAACAGGAGAUAUUAGGACUGAAUACAUGGAGGAUGAAAAUAUGGGGAAUGAUCUUGAUAAAGUUGAUAUAGAUCCUCAGUUUCAAGUUUAAUCAUUCAAGUUACUAUACAGAUCCGCAGUUCCAAGUUUAUACUUCAAGAUACCAUACAGAUUACAGAUCCGCAGACUCGAGUUUGAUCCUUCAAAUUAACAGACAGAACCUUUUAAGUUUGAUCCUUCAAGUUACCAUAAAGAUCCGCAGUUCCAAGUGUAAUCCUUCAAGAUACAACACUGAUCCGCUGUUCCUAGUUUAAUCCUUCAGAAUAAAACACAGAACUAUAUUUUCAAGUUCAAUCCUUUCACAGGUUAAAUCGAAUAUUAGACGAUCGAAAAAGGAUUUUAAUAGAUAUUAAUAUGUAUUUAAUUUUACUUCCAUAUACCCAAAAUCGCAAGUGUUCUAAGUCCGUCAUGACAUAUUUUUUUCAGA